This is a messenger RNA of Spirometra erinaceieuropaei, 14769 nucleotides long. The record is from the annotation of a GenBank genome assembly. NCBI's taxonomy places the organism in Eukaryota, Metazoa, Platyhelminthes, Cestoda, Diphyllobothriidea, Diphyllobothriidae.
AUGGAGCGCUUUACUGACGGUGUCCUGGUUCACAACCUCUCGUCUCGUCGCCUCACACAGCAACAGCUGGAGGUUUUAUCCCAUGACGCUAAGUUCAACACAAGAGAUGCUCGACCGGAAGAUUUCAUCGCAUCCUUCGAGUCGGCCCUUCAGAAGUGUGAAACCACAGCUCUGAUGAUGGAAACGAGGAAGUUUCCGAUACGUCAGCACCAAUACAGUGUGGUCCAUGGCAUCGCCUCAUUUUCUUCGUCUUCUUUUGAGGAUUAUGUACGGGAUAAGCUAUGUGGACCUCGAAUCUUUACUCAUGUUGAUAUAUGCAUAUAUAUAGCACGCAAUGCAGUCUGCUCUGUUUGUUCACAAAAUCUCCUCUUUAACGUAAUAGGGAACAUUUGCUAACAGAAGGACUUCUGCGAUAUGGAAAUUUGUGGCACAAUGACGACAUCUCUCAAGUCAGUGGUGAUUGGUCAGCUGAUAGAACAGUCAGUACAUCUAACCUGUUCAAAUAGCGCUUGUGAGUCUUAUUAAUUAGGUUAUGCAUAAGACACGUGACACAAAUCACGACAUAAAAAACGGAAAUUUACAGCAAUGCAAAAUGGAGAAUUGUCAAACCGAAAAAUGUUUACGACAAUAAAGCCUGCUAUUAUUUUAUGUGGAUGUCGGACCAUGUCAAGACGUGAUAUUGGAUACAACUGCUAGUCUUCGAAACAAGAAGAGACUCGUCUUACAUUUCCAACCAACCAGUCCUUCAUGGUAAAACAAACUCAUAUCAAGGGUCGAGGAUAUACAGUUGGUGGGCUAACGCAUGAAAUUUCAACCGGAAUUGCAAAAUUCGUUUUCGUUUCGAAAAGAUUACUUAAGCAGCGUUGUAAAACUAGUCAGCCUGCAACAAAAUUCUAUAAUAUUUCAGAAACCUCAGGGUGCCGGCUUUUGAACGAACGUUCUUCCGGCUGCAUACAGAAACCACAUUCCGCAAAAGAUGGCUACAUAAGUGGCAUGCAUUUUUCUCACUGAAUUUCGAUGUCCCUAAAAGUCCAAUUAUAUUUCAUGGAAAACAUGCAUAAAAUAUUAAUUCUUUUACUCAUUCAGUAGAAACGUACGCCUUCUUUCAGUUUUAUACUUGAAAGAUAUAAUUCGGUUUUAAAAGUUUCUAAUUGUGGGAAUUUUAAAUACCGUGAAAUGGCUGUUCUUAAAAUAUAAUGUCUCUGCACUUACCAAUGUGCCCUGUAAAGUUAACAAUAUGGAUCAAAUCCACUGUCAAAUUGCAUGAACCCUAUAUAGUCCCCCUUUAUUACCGUAAGGAAAUGUGUGAUCUUCCGUACGCGGAAAAGAAACGGCUUGUAGUUUGGAAGCCCUGAAUGCAAGUGUAGUGGUAGUGCGGGUUCAAAAUUAUUCGGGAAUUGGAAAAGUUUUUGAAAACCGAAUUGUACCCUUGCUUCGAGUACAGAUUGGAAGAAAACGUAGAUUGCUACCGAAUGAGCGGAGGAAUGAAUAUUUGUAUGCACGUUUUCCAUGAAAUAUAGUUGGACAUUUAGAGGCAUUGAAAAUCAAUGAGAGAAAUGAGUGAUAUUCAAGUAGUCAUUUUUUACAGAGUAUAGUUUUUGCAUGCAGCCGGAAAGAAGUUCAUUCGAAGACCGGCAUCCUGAGGUAACCGAAAUGAUAUAGAAUUAUAUUGCAGACUGACUAGUUUUACAACCCUACCUAAUUAAUCUUUUCGAAACGAAAACGUAUUUCGGAAUUUCGGUUGACAUUACAUGUGUUAGCCUACCUACUCUAAACUCGUAGGCUGCCAAGUGAAGUUCACCUGUAAUGUGAGUAUUUCGUGUAACGCCGUAAAAAGAGUCUUGCCUGCGACCUGGUGGCGACGUUUUGGUUAAGGGUUAAAAGCUACAAUAACAGAGUACAACGAUUAAAAAGUCAGAACCCCCCACUUCAGUAAGAAAGUGACAAGGAAAGCGUUAAUUGGUAAUUCCUUCCUCACGACAGAGGUCUUGGAGUUGGGGAUUUAACACCGGAUUCUGUAUGUAAGCUGCGAAAAUUGUGCGUCUUCGCAAGUACUUACUAAAAUCACAAGACACUACGUGCAGUGCGCAAAAAUGGCUGCCGUGGGUGGAUAGGAAUCGAUCAAUAUUUCGGUGGAAUGUGUAACCUAUGUCUCGAACUAUGUCUGCACGCCUCCCGCCACCGCUAAGAAUGGAUAUGAGACUGUUUCCGAAUCAGAACUAUCAGAGAAAGAGAGAGAAGGAUCGCGCUGUUUUGACUGAGGUUAAUUCUGCACUUUCAUUAAUUAUCUCAACAGGACGCCAAAAUAUUCUUGAUCGUACACACAAAAUUGGUGGAAGAUUCGAAGUCGCCAGUCUAUCCUUCCCUACAUACCAAGCACGCAAUUCGAAAAUGUACCGUCACGUGCUUUUCGUCGGGGUAGGAUGCUGAACAUUUUGGGAGGUAUCUUCAGUUACUGUCGGCACUUCACGCUUUGUAAAAAAGAUGUGCUAACUCAUGAAAUGUUAACCGAAAUUCCGAAAUGCGUUUUCGACUCAAGAAGAUUGCCUAAGUAGGGUUGUAAUAUUAAUGACCUACCAACAUAAUCCUGUAAUACUUUUGUUACUACAAGAUGCCAGCUUUUGAAAGAACGUCUUUCCGGCCAACUGCAAAAAAGGGCUACUCAAGUAGUAUGAAUACUUCUCAUUGAUUUUCGAUGCCCCUGUAAAUUCAAAUAUAUGUCGUGGAAGACUUGCAUAAAAAUAUUCAUUCUUUCACAUAUUUGGUAGAAAACUACAUUUUCAUAUUUUGUACUGGAUGAAAGUGCAUAAUUGGGUUCCAAAAAACUUUUCCAAUUCCCGAAUAAUUUUGAGCACGACUCUGCAUUCCGGGUUUCCAAACUACAAGUUGUAUGUUUUCCAUGUGCGGAGUACCAUUCAUUUCAUUACGGUAUUAAGAGGAGGCCACCUGGGGAUUCAUAAAAUUUGGCGGUUAAUUUGAGCCAUUUGAAAGCAACAUAAAUAAAUGCAGAGACACGAUAUUUUAUGAACGGGCGUCUCACGGUUUUAAAAAAUAUCCUAAUGAGAAACUCUUUUUACAACCAAAUUGUGCCCUUCCUCUUAGAACAAAAUAUGGAGAAGACGAAGUUUCUUAGCAAAUAUGUAGGAGAAUGAAUAUUUUUAUGCAAGUCUUUUAUGCCGUUACGUUUGUACUCCGGGUUUCCAAACUACAAGUUGUAUGUUUUCCAUGUGCGGAAUACCAUUCAUUUCUCUACGGUAUCAAGAGGAGACCGCCUAGGGUUCAUAGAAUUUUGCCGCUAAUUUUGGCCAUAUUGUAAAAUUCGCAAGCAACAUUAGUAAAUCCAUAGACACGGCGUUUUAUGAAUUGGCAUCUCACGAUUUUAAAAAAUAUCAUAAUUAGAAAGUUGUUUUACAAUCAAAUUAUGACCUAUCGUCCAGUAUAAAAUAUGAAGAAGACGUAGUUUUCUACCAAAUAUGUAAAAGAAUGAAUAUAUUUAUGCAGGUCUUCUAUGACAUAUAUUUGAAUUUACAGGAGCAUCGAAAAUCAGUGAGAAUAAUUCAUACUACUUGAUUAGCCCUUUUUGCAGAGUGUUGUUUUUGCAGGCGGCCGGGAAGAAGUUCUUUCAAAAGAUGGCAUCCUGUAGUAACAAAAUUAUGAUGGGAUUAUGUUGCUAGGUCAUUAAUAUUACAACCCUACUUAAGCAAUCUUCUUGAGUCGAAAACGCAUUUCGGAAUUCCGGUUAACAUUUCAUGAGUUAGCACACCUACUGUAGAUCUCUUACGGUGAACAAAGGGAACGCGGGACUAGAUAUGUGGGAACCUGCAAGAUGAGUUAUUAUCAGAGGACCUCUAGUUCGACUGCUUAUUGUAGGACAUUUCCUGCUUUGAAUACAGGCAGACAGACUGAACCGCAGAGAGAGCCUUCUACUUUGAGUUAACUUUCCUAGAUCACAUCUAUCCGACGCGAUGAACUCCACAGGAAGCCCCACGAAGUAGGCGCGGCAGCGGUGAGUUCUGCGUGAAUUGGUUUAUGACAACAGAGGACUUGCGCAGCCUCUGUCGCACUCUCCCUCUUCCUUCUCCAGCCUUGCUGCGAUAACAAGACAAGAUCAAGACUAUCGGAGGGGGGCCCGGACGCAGCUAAGCAGCUCGUAUGUGCGUUCUACACACGAUCUGGCCCCCAAGGGACGGCUUGAAUCUCAUGUGGAUGGGGGUGUCACAAUGACCACAUUAAGAAGGGAUCAUUGCAACCUGAUUCUCAGUCCUGCACUUACUCCAAAAUACUCCCAUGGAGACCAAGUCAUCGCAUCAGUUGACCAUCUUUCAAGCCAAUGACUCUAAGCUCGCAGGAUUUGCGAAGCUCCGUGGUCAGCAAAGACUUCUUUGAUAAGAAGUAGAAGCGAUCGCUGGAGCAAGAGAUUUAUUCGCCUGACGUUCCGGAUUCUCGCUCGAACCCAUUAAAGAGGAAUGUCUCUUGCGAAAUGAAGUCAAGAUGCCAUGUCCCUUUUUACUUCUAUUUCCAAGGAUCUGGCAAUCGAGAUCGUCGAGCUACUCCUACAAACCAAAUACAAUGAAAUGGAGAAUCGUACUGGACAUAUCCAAGUCCUUCAGCUCCUAAAGUUCUGUCUCAGGACGUACUUCACGUUCGACGGAACAAUCUACGAGCAGGCGGAGGGAACAGCAAUAGGUUCGCCGAUCUCGGGGUUCAUUGUCGGGGCGGUCCUGCAACGAUUAGAGUCGCUGGUCUUCCAGCACCUCAGACCAAAAUUGUGGGCUCGGUAUGUGGACGAUACCUUCGUCGUUAUCGAUCAGGAUCAACUGUUGACAUUCAAGGAACGUCCGGAUGCGGUCUUCCCCGACAUACAAUUUACGAUGGAGCAGGAGGGAAACAACUAACUGGCUUUCCUGGAUAUCCUCGUCUGUCGCAAAGAUUGUAGUGGCCUAAAGACCAAAGUGUUCAGGAAAGCGACGAACAAGACUCAAAUACUGAACUUCGACAGCAGUCACCCAAUCAGCCACAAACGCAGUUGCGUAAGAAUGCUAUAUCGGCGUGUUGAGACGCACUGCAGUGAACCGAAAGACAAAGUUGCCGAAGUUCAAUAUCUUCGACGGGUUUUCAGAGAAAAUGUUUACACGCGCAACUUCGUCAACCGGUGAGUGAGCAAACGGGACGAGCGACAAAAUGGUACCGACCACAAAUUCUGGCGAGCGAUCCCGUGCAUCAAGUACUUCUCCGAGGCCGUUAGUCGCCUUCUCGCACCACUUGGGGCUGGAGUUGCACACACACCGGCGGCUACCUUAGGGCGUCAAGUGGUGAGACCAAAAGACUCACUGCCACGGCAAGAAAUAUCUGGAGUCAUUUGACGGAUCUGGUUUAGUUGAGGGCAAAACAGCUACGUCGGAGAAACUGGAAGACUGCUCCGGACGCGAAUCACCGAACACGCGACAGCGGUGCGGAGAAAUGACGCUAACUCACAGGUCGCGGCCCAAUCGACGAGAUCAGGCCACAUAUUCAAGUUCGAUGAGGCCAACAUUAUCGUAAGAGGUGAUAAUCGCAUGGGACGCAAUUUGCUUGAGUCAUGGUUCACGGGACCUCAGUCUAUCACCAAGAGUAACGAUAUCCCUACCCCAUAUUUCGUUCUGGGGCAUAGUCUGGCCAGAGGAACUAACCACUCGGGGGCAUGCAGGCCGGUGAACCAGAUGGCCGAGCAGUCAUCACGCCAGGAUCCAAAAUGGGUGAUGAGAUUUCGGAAGUCAACAAUUUGCAUGCCGGCCAUCAAGCAAUUAGCGCACCAGCGGUCAGCGAUCUCGAUGAAGGGAAGAACGGUUAAUUAUCACAGGUACACAGUAGCACAUAAACCGCGUCCUAUAAAUGUCGCAACUUCCUGUGCAUGAAUCAUCCGUUUCUGUCACUGUCUCUGAUGAGCGAGAAUUCUAAACGUCGGGCGAAUAAAGCUCUUAUUCCAGCGAUCGUUUCUACUUCUUAUCAGCAAGUUCCUGGAACUCGAAUCGUCGCUUGUAUCGGGAAAGACCUCUUUUUUGGCGCCUAUGAAUGAGGUGCGUUCCACUGCCGUGCCGGACAGUACAGACUAUCUACAGAAAGCCAGAAACUUGUUGAAAGAUCGUCAGUCAUGGAGUCAGCGUUAAUCCAGUCCCGUAAAAACACCGACACGCGAAAUCAGUGCGACUCCACUGGCAAUGCAGAGCCCAGGUGCAAUGUCGUCUAUCGACCGACGCGUGACGAAAGCACGAGAGACGGUCUCCCAAAGGUAGACCAGGAGAGCGCUCCCCUUCGACACGUCGUCUAUCAUUCGCAUCAGGUUCAUUAUGUGUCCCCUGCACCCGCCGGCCAUCCGAGCCGAUUGAGCAGCUGAUAAGGGGAUGAUGAGCGCAAUGUCCGACGUGGCUUGAAGGCCUGUCAAAAUGUCUGUAAGCGUGUGCUAUGCCAGUAUCAGCAAACCAUGGCCCUCGCAGCCUGGUAUGCACUGGCAGGUCCCCGCCGGUAGACGCGCUUGCGCUCCCGCUGGGCAUACAGGUGGUGAACAUGGCCAUCCGGUCAUCUUCGUCCUUCUGACCCGUUGCGGUGUUGUGUGGACCAGGGGAGGUGGUGGCACGCCUAGGUGCGGGUCCGGCUGUUCCAGCCACUUGCGCUCUCCCUCGUCUCCGGUCUUCUUGACUCUGUCUUGACACCGGGUACAGGUAGAGAGUAGGGAGGAGAGAGACUGCGUAAGAUGCUGUGCAGGUCCACCAUCACUCUAAAUUAAUUCACGCGCAAGUCGCCGUCCCUGCCCUCACCUUGCUGUGUAGCACACAAUGGACAUCGACGGAAUCGACGGUCGAACUGUGUGGCUUGAAGGCCUACUUAUGGGGCGCCACCACACGCGCGUACGGCAGUAGCUAUAUGUUCGGCCUUCAAGUUUGUGAGCGUCUGAAAUGCCAUUACUUAACAAAUCGUGGCCCGCGCAGUCUGGUGUGUGCUUGCGGUUCUCUGACACCUGGUUCCCUGCCGGUAGAUGCGCUUGCGCUCCCGCUGGGUAUUCAGGUCGUGAGCAUGGCUGCCCAGUCAUCCUCGCCGUCUUUCUGACUCGUUGUAUUGUUGUUUUGGAUGGUUAAAUCCUGGUCAAGUUUUUUUGUGGACCAGGGGGGGGGGUUGCGGUACGCCGUGUCAGCCACCUGCGCCCUCCCCUGCAUUUGGUCUCCUCGACUCUGUCUUGACAUCGGGUCCAGGUGGGGGAGGGGGAGAGAGUGUGGUAAAUGCUGCACAAGUAAACUCAAACUGUCAAUAGAAGCAAAGAGACGAGUCCCAGAAAGCAGUCUUGAAGAAGGAGACACGAUCGCUGGGACAAGAGCUUUAUUAGCCCGACGUUUCAAAUUUGACGAGGCCGAAAUCCUCGCUAGAGGUGACGACCGCGUGAGCCGGCAGCUGCUUGAGUCAUGGUUUACUGGCCCCCAGUCUAUUAACAAGUGCAAUGAUCUUCCCAUUUCAUACUCGGUGUUGAGACUUCGCCUAGGCGGAGUAAUUGGCCACGCGGGGGGCACACAAGUGAACACUUUUCCCAAAACGAGAGUCAGUACGUCAGACGGUCGAGCAGUCAUCACACCAACAUCCAGCGCGAAUGAUGAAAUUACAGCAAUUAACGACGCGAAAGUCGGCCAUCACACCACGUGCGACGAUCCCGGAUGAAGACGGGGGGAGGGGAGCCGUGAAUAUUCAUAGGUAUGCGGAAGCAUGGCAACUGCACCCUAUAAAUAGUGCAGCCCCUUAUACAUGAUCCACCCGUAUCUGCUUUUGCCUCUGAUGAUGGGUUCGAGCAGGAAUCCGAAAAGUCAGGCUAAUAAAGCUCUUGUCCCAGCGAUCGUGUCUCCUUCUUCUACACUCUAAGUGUUACCUAAUUGACACGCAAGUCAACAUGCUUGCUUCGCCUUGCUAUAGGGCACACCGUGAACAUCAUGGGGCACGACGGUCGAACUGCCAGUUAUGAGCAUCCUCGGGCUCUGCGCAGCCAGAUUAAUGCGUGCCAUGGGCCGAUUUGGCUCAAUGCAUCUCCAGUGCAGCCGGUUCUUGGGGCUGUUGCGCUCGUCCAAAUAUUGUAACCUAAUUAUAAACUUCUAAAUACGAGUUUCGAUUAAGAUUAGUAGUGAGAAUUGGCGGAUUUUUUUAGUAUUUACAUGUUCAAAUCCCACCGGAAGACAAAACAAUCCAUAAAGAGGAGGCGCAAGGGAGUCUCCAAAGUUCGACAGCAGAUGUGACGGGGCUAGCGCCUGACCAAACUGUAGGAUUUCGCAGUCAUUGUGUAGGCAUGGCCCGAAUGUGCUUGUGAAACCGCUGACCACUGAGGCCUGUCAAGGAUGAUCACUAAUGAAAGGUUAAAUGCGAAGGAUAAAUAUGAGAAUUUUCUAAUUCUUCGUAAAGAUAGUUGUGGGUGCUCGUAUAAGAAAUUAAAAGUAGAACAGUUGCCGCACACAUACCGCCUAUUAAGGCCGUGCGCACAUAGUUCAGCGGAUGAGUGUGGCUACUAAUUUCCCAAAAUAUUCAAAAAUUGGAGCUUUUAAAUAUGCUCACGAGCUGCUCAGUUAUAUUUAAAGUCAGGUGAAAUUUGGGUACAUUUUAAUAGUUCGCGUGUAACCGGACUUAAGACAGCGUGUGGUAGUUCACGUUACCAGAGCGUUGACAGUACAAUCACGUGCUACUGUCUAGUUUUAGUAGGCACUAUUAUGUGAGUUUUUGUCUGAGUAGAGGGACAGGCAGAGCAUUGAAAGUUAGCUUUAAUCGAGUAGAAUAACAGAUAGGGCGCAAGGAUGAAGCCUUAAAGGUGGCUCUUUGAAAGGUUACACACAGGACUCUAGUUGUCUGCGUUUGACGACUCUAGAGAUGUGUUUUCGAUUAGAAAGGAUACAUUAAGUUGAAUUGUAACAGAGACUACCAUGGAUCAUAAUCAUUUGGUAGAAAAUUGCACUUUUUUCAAAGCUUUUGCAUAAAAAGGAUAGCUUUGGGUUUUAAAGAGCUUUUCCGAUUUCCAAAUAAUUUUGAACCCGGCCCGCAGCUGCACUUGGGUUUCUUAACUACAUGCUGAAUACUUUCCGCGCGCGGAAUGCCAUAUGUUCCUUUAAGCUAUUGAGAAGUUGUCAUCUAAGAAUUGCCAUAUUUUGUAAUGGAUGUGGACCUUAUUGUAUACUUCAUAAACUGCAUAAAUAAACGAACAAAUGCAGCGCUGUAUGAACGGACUGCAUGCAUGAGAAAUGGCAUAGCGACCGCUCGGUCAUGCAGAACACACUGAUCGGUUUGCUGAUUUCAAGUGUGAAUUGUGCAAUCAAAUUGUCCUUCCAUGACGCGCGUUUCAGGUCGUGACUCCUUUCUGCUCUCGUCUCCAUAAAACAGGCUGUUGUGAGAAAGGAUACAACGAAAAGGAAAUCAAUGGGGGUCUUGCUAAACCUUGAAUAAUUUAUUUUGGACCGACUGUGAAAAACUCAGCGACCUUGGUGUGGUCCGCACUCACAACAGCAAGGAGAAGGCGUGAGUACAAGCAAAGCUCUGACCACCUUAGCCACGAGGCCUUACUGGGAAUCGUAUACUUUAUCACAACUGAGUUAAGUUACCUGCCAAUCCUGCUGCAACCUAUGGGAUCCACUAAGCUGACUGACCAAACAGCACUUCCUAAGUAAUCAAUCUAGUAUUCGCCAGAUGAUUACCAGGCUCACGUAAUUCAUACGUGUCUUGGUAGAUUAUGGAUAAUUUAUUUUGACCAAAAGUUGCAGUAGGCUGGAUACGUAACUUGACCCAAAUGUGAUUAAAUUCGCGGCUCCCAGUAGGGUCUCGUGGUUUAGGUGGCUGGAGCGUUGGCUUUACUCAAGCCUUCCCCUUACUGUCGUGAAUUCGAAAACUAAAUCAUCAUUUAACUGGCAAGAUAGAUUAAGAACCUCAAUCACGCACAGCUGGACCCAAUUCCACGGAAUAGGAAGUUUAUCGGAUGUAGACUUGUAGCAGCCGCUCCAGCCCCCUUUUCUCCGGCUCCGUUUUGUUGGUCGAUGGCCGCGACAAGCACUGACAGGCCGCUGACACACGACCACCCACAUCGGCUAGAACUGGGGCGCCUCCUGUCCAGCUGCAGUGACUCCCGGCUGCCCUCACAAACUAGUAUGACCUAACGCGCGUCGAACGCUCUGGCUUGAUUCCCGUGAGGCCUUGUGACUAUGCGCCCUCCAUUCCUCCCCUAAUUUAUCCAAUCACACGACCAACACUCAGACACUCACACCCGCGUAAACAACACACCCCGACUGACGCUCUCCGUGAACGGACGCUCGCUCUGUUGCAAGCAAACAGCCAACCUACGACAACCUGCCCUGUGUACAGAAUAAACUAGUUCCCACAGCUCCCUGGCUUCUGUCAUCAGAGGAAACGAACUUAUUGUGUGUGGUUUAAGUUGAUCUCACAUCCUUGACCGCCACAGACUGAGCAAGCCAAGGUCACCGAAAGAGCAUUACGUGGUAGAUGUCAAUGAACACCCACGCGCGUUUGAGGGCCCUUAUUUCCCUGACCUUAUGGACUCGUGCAGGGGCCGAAACUUAGGGCCAAUGAAAAACACUAAAAUGCGAAUGGCGUUUACAGGGCUGUACUCGAACGGCCACUAAGGCAAAAUCGGGGUCACACCAGUUGGCAACGAGGUCACAAAGUCUGACAGGAAGGAGAAAGUUUAGUAUGUCGGUCACAGCGCGGCGUUCAGGCCCCAAAUAGCUCUUGGCCUGUUUUGAUAUUUAUCGGGUGUAUCAUAAUUGUAUCAGCACGAGCAGGCGCGAGGCCAGGCUCUACGGUGCAAGGAGUGACCUGAAACAAUGUUUCACCUACUAAACCGCUAGUUUGGGUUCGUGUAGUCGAACAUUAGCUUUUUUGCGCGUUUUAUCUGUACGGCUGCAGGAGCAAUAGCGACAUAGAGGGUGAUAGGGGACGCCGCGUGCUCAUCUUCCUCCAUCUGGCACCUGAUUUGUGUUACUGCAAAUGUACGAUUGAGAGAGGGGACCGACACUUAAGUUGGCGGUACUAAAUCCUGCAGUGCAGAACUCUUCGCGGAAUAGUGCCUAGCUUGUAGGCCUGGGACUAGCCAGUCAUUGCAAAUUGUUGGCUUCUUGCUCGGCAUCGUUACAGUGGAAGUCUGUGUUACGUUCUUGACGUGACGCCCAACUGGAAGCCCUGCCCGCGACUGACGCGAUAUAAACGGGCAUUCUGUCUGGGCGUGUCGUUAAGGUGGCGUGCGAACAAGUCGGUAAGGGCGGCUCCCAGUAAUUUGGCCCUUUUGAGUUCUGAAACAUCCCCCCUUUCUGUGCUGUCGGUUGAUGAGUUUAGUGGUUGAAAAUAUGGACUGCAUUUUUCUGAUAAAGCAACAUCCCAGUGCUGUUUUUUUUGCUUUCCUUUCUGCCGAUGGAAUGAUGUCCGUAUCGCAGGCGACUUGCGGUGAAAUUAAAUGAACACCAGGCUCUACACCCAAGACAAACCAAAACAGAUAAUUUCGGUCUAUCAAUUAAACCAAACAGGUGAGUUCCGCUGCAAAGUAUGUUGUCAUCAGUAAACCUUCUGCUAAUUUAGACCGCCCCUACUGCGGCAUGCAUCCCAAAGGCGCGCAGUCAUUCACGGACGCAUGCAACAGUGUCGAGGCAAGCAGCGCACGCAUGGGCAGAGUAAAUCCGAUAGGUCUACAGGCUGGCACGCUCUCUUACCUCCUUAAUGGCUUCUAUACAAAAAACUGACAAAAAACGCAAUUCUCAUCCCCUGUCCGGUUCAAAACAGAUGCUAUGACCGCGUUAUCGUGCUGCUACUGAAAGCAUGGCCUGCCUACGCAUACUAGCCAGUUCCAAAAUUAGUUUUAGUCCAGGCAAGCUUUUGACUAUCCCGUCACACCCUGGAAUUCUGACGUCGUUCUGAGGGCUUGACCAUGCAACGUGGCACAUUGACGGAAGAAGACAAUCACCCAGUCGCCGGCCACUCACCGGGAAGGCAAUUACAGCUGACCGAUUUUGCCGAUCUCUAAUCGUUUCGUAAUAUGACUCGCUUUACUCCCUGGGAAAAAUGUCACCAAGUUACGUCGUGUUUAGUCUCCAUUAGGGGUUAGAUACAUAGAAUUGGUUAUGACCUUGCCGCACGUUCCGAUGGUCGCCCGUCUAACAACUGCCCUCGACCGAACCCCCAAAUCAGAACUCAACAGUAGGAGCGGAAGAAAAUAAGUGCAUCGGAAUAUUCUAACAAGGUAUGUAGGGUGAUAAAAGGGGCAUAUGGAAGUAUUCAAGGUCGAACUGAAAUUGGACCAAUCAGCUAUUGGUCCUGAGUGGAUAGCGUGCCGGCUGAACUUCUGACUCAUUUGAUUGGUUGCUUAAACCUCCAGCUGGCACGGUAUCAGCACGCUCACGGCGUGUGGGCGGAUCUUUAGGACGGGUUGUGAGCAGGCCGUUAGGCCGUCGUGCAACGCAAUAGCCAACCGUGUUUUUCCAACGCCUUCACGUCAGCUAAAUUGUAGGAUUUGAGCCGCGGGUUCAAAGUGUUUGAAGAGAUCGCCUUGAAACUGGGAUUGCGGUUUCUUGCCUUGCUUUCGGCAAAUCGAAUGUGCCCAGUAGUAGAUCCAUUGAUAGAAGUGGGCAUGAAUUUAGUACGUUAUUGUGUCUCAGCCGACUGGCGUAGCUCACCCAAAUAUCUGAUCUGACCAGAAUCCCGUAGACGACGCCAACACUUUCAGUGAGCACUCCUAAGCGUCCACCAAUUCCUGACUGCCCUUAUAGGCAUUUGUCAAAAUCCUCUCAGCCGGAUUGAAUGAAUGCCGCUUUGCUCAGUGGCGUCUGUCGAAUUGUCUUUCCACCGACCUUGGGCGGAAUAUUUCACGACCAACUUUCUGUUGUCUUCGCACGAAUGGUGUUGGAUGAAAUUCGUCGACUGGAAUGCGAAGCUUUCGCUACAUUAAAGCCUCUGCAGGAGGGAAGUCCUUUGGAGACUUAGGGUUUGGUUCAAUUAGGGGGGGCCUAAUGGAGGAGAGAUGAAAGCCUUGCAAUCGAAGAACGCCCGUAAAAGUCAGCUACAGUAGGUGGGCUAACUCAUGAAAUGUCAACCGAAAUUCUGAAAUGCGUUUCCGUUUCGAAAAGAGUAAUUGAGUAGGGUUGUAAGACUAAUCAUCCUACGGCAUAGUUCUAUAAUCAGUCAGUUACCUCAAAAUGCCGGCUUCCGAACAAAAUUCGUUCCGGCUGCAUGCGAAAGCUACAUUCUGCAAGAAAUGACUACUUGAGUUUUCGAUGCCCCUAAAAAUCCAAUUAUAUUUCAUGGAAGACAUAUAUAAAAGCAUUAAUGUUUUUGCUCAUUCGGUAGGAAAUGACGCCUUCUUCCAAUUUUAUACUCGAAUAAAGGGCAUAAUUCGGUUUUCAAAAACUUUUGCAAUUCGCAAAUAAUUUUGAACCCGACCUACCGUUACACUUGCAUUCAGGGUUCCCAAACUACAAGCCGUAUACUUGCCGCGUACGGAAAACCAUACAUUUCUCUACGGCAUUAAAGGGAGAAUAUAUAGGUUUCAUGAAAUUAAGCAGUGGAUUUGAUCCAUAUUGUUAACUUUACAAGCCACACUGGUGAAUGCAGAGACAUGACGAUUUAUGAACGGCCAUUUCACGGUAUUUAAAAGUCACACAAUUAUAAACUUUUUAAAAACCGAAUUAUGUCCCUCCUUCAAGUAUAAAAUUGAGAGAAGACGUAAUUAUCUACUGAAUGAGCAAAUGAUUGAAUAUUGUUAUGCCUGUUUUCUAUGAGAUAUACUUGAAUUUUUAAGGGCAUCGAAAUCAGUGAGAAAAAUGCAUGCCACAUAUGUAGUUAUUUUUUUUUACAGAGCAUAGUUUUUGCAUGCAGUCGGAAAGAAGUACGUUCGGAAGCCGGCAUGCUGAGGUGACGGAUUUGUUAUAGAAUUAUGCUGCACGAUGAUUAGUUUUACAAUCCAACUUAAUUAAUCUUUUCGAAACGAAAACGAAUUUCGAAAUUUCGGUUGGAAUUUCAUGAAUUAGCUCACCUACUGUAGUUGUUUUGCCCGCAACUGCACCAGAUCCGGAAACCUACCCGGCAAAAUCACUGCCCAGAACGUCAGAUCUCAAACGAACCUCUCCGGCGAACGUCCAUUUUUCUUAUUCUUCUUCUGCUUUUUUCUUCUGCCACACCACCUGGGAAUUGCAUCUUCACUACUACUGACUCCACGCAUUUCAUGCAGCGACAGCAGACAUUUCGGCAUCGUUACUUGGCGUCCGGUCCGUCGCAGUUGACAAAUUCCGAGAAGUUCUCUACGUACAGCAGUGCUAGUCAAAAUGUGGAGUCAGUUUGAUUUGAUUUCUCACUUCGUUUAUGCACGUAGCGGAUAGCCAUUCUCUCUAAGUACCCGUCGACGAUUUGUCAAUCCCGCAACCCUCUCUUCCGACACACUUUAAUUUGUCUCAGCACGUCGGCACAACAACAUUAUGCAACUUCGGUUCUGACUGAUUACGUCGUUGCUGUUGUUGCUGAAUACAUGCGCCGUAUUUUUCGCUUGUCUGAAUACUCCGACUUUUAGGCAACCGUAGUCUUGCGACAGACGACGACAACAAUGAGGACUGUUCCCCGCCCUCCUCCUCCUCCUCCUCCUCCUCCUCCUCCUCCUCUUCCUUCAUCUUCUUCUUCUUCCUCUUCUUCUUCUUCUUCUUCUUCUUCUUCUACUUCUCCUCUUGCUCCUCUAUCAUACGCGUCGGGAAAGGCGCGUUCAGAUGUUUAUUGGAUUUCAGUGUUUGA